GCUACGUAAUAGGCGAGAAAACUGAGAAAUAGUAAGUGUUAGAUUAUUACAUUAGCUCUGAAUCCAAGAAGGAACAUUUUGAAGUUGUGAAACUGCGUCUAUAAGGUUUUUGAUACCUGUCACUGACUGCCGUACAAAUACUCAAAAAUCGUUUAAAAUUGGAGAAAUUUAUUUUGCCGUUUUGACAACAUAACCGUACUGAAAUAAUGCGGCGUGCUGGGACCGGGUAUUCCCCUGUGGGGGGACAACAACGGUCGGUUUAUGGGGAGGAGAAUGACCGUAUGGAAGAGGAAUUAAAACAUAAAGUUUCCGCUCUUAAAACUUUGACAAUUGAUAUAGGAGAAGAAGUCAGACUACAGAAUCGGGAAUUAGCAGGUAUGGACGAUGACAUGGACAAGGUGGGGGGUUUUCUCGGAUCAACGAUGGGUCGACUGAAGGGAAUAGCGAGACACGGAUACGGAAAAAUGUACUGUUACUUAUUCCUCUUUGCUAUGGCGGUGUUUUUCGUCAUGUAUUGGAUGAUAAGACUGAAAUGAGAGGAAAUUUUCAAAGUUAUACAGAUUUAAGAUGAAUUUAGAUACGGAUUAAUGGCUUGGAUAGUUUGAAUACUACUUGAAAUUUGGAGAGUUGUUCUCGGAAAAUAAUGUCCAUGGACUUUGAAGUGAAGGGGUAGAAUUUUAAACGCUAAACUCACUCAAAUAAUGGCUUGAUAUAUUCUGAAAAAUUCUUCUUGGGUCAUCUUUGAAAUUUUAACGCACAGUGCAAUUUGGAAGAAAAUAUCUUGAGUCUAGUUUAGUACCACAUGUACUCCUAGGUUUGGGUUAGGAAUGACAUAUGCGAAAAAUUUAUGCCAUGUCUACUAGAAGUUAUUUGGGUAAGAAACUGCACAAGACCCGGUAUCUCUUGAGAGAAUUUUUUUUAUAAAUCUGUGAACAUUGUGGAAACAUUAGUUUGAAGAUUGGAAUUUGGAUAUUUCUUGAAAUUUCUUGAUAUUUCUUGAAAUAUCAACUCAAUAUCUUGUAUAUUUUUUCUGCUAUUUGGAGAAGAAACUUUACAAUAUCAUUGGACUUUGUGCUUGUUGCGAAUGAUUUGAACUUGAAUUUUUCGACUCUUUUUCAUUUCAAAUUAUUCAGUCAUUCAGCAAUCCUGCAUUCAGACUAAUUUUCACAAUAGUGUGAUCAGUGUGCCAAGCCUGCCCUUUGUUUUUCUGAUGAGGCAAAUAUCAAGUCAUUGCUUAAGUCGAAUUUAAACCGGGAUAUUUCUAAUAUCAAGUGGGUACAAACAGUGGUGCAGCCUAGGGGUUUCCGGUGUCGAAAUUCCUUUUUUGAAAUUAUUGAAAGACUGGAAAAUUCGCUAAUAUUAAGUGCGCUUGCAUUUUGCGAAAAAUUGUUGAUCGUUUUAGACAUUUUAGAUUCUCGUAGGCUGUAGUUGUCAUUGAAAAAUACGGUGAAAAAGCUGGCUCUUUUAACGAGCGCGCAAUCACAGCAACUGUUUCAUAAGGAAAUGAGAUUUGUCGAUUUUAAAACUCAUAUUUUUUGAAAAUCUUGGCUGCGAUCCUUGGUACAAAAAUACAGUAGGUAUUUGUCAUAGGUCAGUUCUUUCAGUGAACCACCCUGCUAUGGCGAGGAGAUGUAAAUUGGCACAAAAGUUCAGGAGAGGCAAUAAAAUGGCGACCGUAUGAUAAGCUAACUUAUUUUUUUCUUGUGGGACCAACGAUCAAUAUAUAUUAACUUAUAGCCACUGCCUUGGUCGGAUAUACUUUAAAAUUUAACUGAUUUAUAACUGCAUUUGAUUUUUUUUUAAGUUUGAAAUAUACAACUAAAAAUACUAUAAUGACUUCAUCUGCAAAAUAAGGAAAAGGUUAGAACCGCAUAUCUACACAAAAUGUAAUUUCAUCAUUUUCUUUUGAUUGUUUGUACGGUUACAUGCUAACGAGGUCAUGUUCAAUCAAUCAGAAGAAAACUUGUUUUAGGGAAAUGCUUGGAAAUGGAAAAUUGGCGUGUAUAAAACAAUAAAAUUCUUUCCUGAUGAAAUAAUUCCUUCUCGACUGGGAAACGCUGCUGUAAAGGAGUGCUAACGUCACCUUUUUAUGUUUUUUUUUUUCAUACUUUGUGGAAGCUUACCUCGAUGAACCAAAAAGUCGUAUCGCUCUCUCCUGCCUAUACCAAAACAAUUUCAAUUGCUGUUGCCAUUUUAUGAAUGACUGUAUUUUUUCGGUAGACGAAAGAAUAAAUCUCUCUCUCUCGCGCGCGCUCUAAAACGCCAAUACUAUAUGCGACUCACGAAAUGGAAAAUUGUUUGCUGACCGCUGAAAUGAAGAAUUAUAUUUUGUCUUGUUGCCAAAAUAGCGUCUCCUAACUUUUGUUUAUUUAUUUUUCAAAGAUUUUAUUUUGCUUUUUUAAUUAUUUUUUGUCACGACUGGUGUUGUAAUUGGUGCUGCCUAUUAUUAACUGCUUUGCCAUAACAGUUUAAGUAAGCUAUUCGGUGUGUUUGUUGUUAGUUAUUGUUAUUUGUGUACAUUAUUGCUCAUGCCAGAGUAUUUUCAAAUCUAUUUGAAUGAAAUAUUUUUGACGCCAAUCUCAUGUUCUUGUACAAUGUUUAUCAGGGAUGCCCAAAACUCAAUCAACUGUUCGAAGAGGUUCAAAAUUAUUUAAAUUUAAUUUAAAAAUCUUUGAUUUUAGGGAUAAAUUAAAAAAGUUUAUGUAUGAUGAAAAAAAAUUUAUUCAAUUUCAUAAAACUUAAAAAAUCUUUCUUUUAUAUCCGAAAAUGUUUUUUAGGAUGUAUUUGAAAUAAUGAACAAUUCGGUUUCGUCUAUUUCCCCAAAACUUAAUUUUGUUUGAUAUUUUUGACAUAAAACUGUGGGAAAUUGUGAUAUUUUUUUUCUAUUUAAUAUUGGUCUUCAGAAUGUAUUCGAAAUUGGGCUUCCCUGCUCUUAGAAAAUAUAUAUUAAUGUUAUUAUAGUUUAUUACAGA
Molecule: messenger RNA, 2972 nt
Organism: Styela clava
Lineage: Eukaryota; Metazoa; Chordata; Ascidiacea; Stolidobranchia; Styelidae
Product: BET1 homolog
Source: RefSeq, a predicted model, not a curated record